Messenger RNA from Dichomitus squalens LYAD-421 SS1, 981 nucleotides. RefSeq names its product PIN domain-like protein. Gene Ontology annotation, molecular function: metal ion binding; 5'-flap endonuclease activity; DNA binding. NCBI's taxonomy places the organism in Eukaryota, Fungi, Basidiomycota, Agaricomycetes, Polyporales, Polyporaceae. The transcript has 3 exons. The record is from RefSeq and is a predicted model, not a curated record. Bases 1 to 981 code for a protein of 326 amino acids.
AUGGGAAUAUCUGGGCUUUUGCCUCUCCUCAAGGACAUCCACAACACCAAGCAUCUCUCCGAAUUUCGUGGCCAGACACUCGCCGUCGACGCAUAUGUCUGGCUCCAUAGAGGCACAUACGGAUGUGCGGCGGAGAUCGCCACGGGGAAGAAGACGUCAAAAUACGUCGAGUACGCGAUGCAUCGCGUGCGGCUGUUGCGCCACCACGGCAUCGCGCCGUUCCUCGUCUUCGACGGGGGGCCACUGCCCGCGAAGAAGGGCACGGAGGCGGAGCGCCGCGCGCGCCGCGCGGAGGCCCUCGCGCGUGCGAACGCGCUUGCGGCGCAGGGCGAGCACGCACGCGCCAGGGAGUGUUAUGUCAAGUGCGUGGACGUGACGCCGCAGAUGGCGUAUCAGCUCAUCAAGGCUCUGCGCGUGGAGGGCGUGCCCUACGUCGUGGCGCCGUACGAAGCCGACGCGCAGCUGGCGUACCUCGAGCGGAUCGGCCUCGUGGACGGGAUCAUGACAGAGGACUCGGACCUGCUCGUCUUUGGCUGCAAGAACGUGCUCUUCAAGCUCGACCCCGCCGCGGCGACCGUGACGCACAUUUCGCGCGCUGACUUUGCCGCCGUCGCGUCCGCGGACGGGGGCGGGAGCGGGCUGUCGCUUCUCGGGUGGUCCGACGCGCAAUUUCGCACGAUGGCGAUCCUAAGCGGGUGCGACUACCUCCCGAGCAUCCCGGGGAUCGGGCUGAAGACGGCGUGGGCGCUCCUGCGGAAACACAGGACGGUGGAGAACAUGGUGGAUGCGCUGCGCCUCGAGGGCAAGAAGAAGGUGCCCAAAGGCUACUUGGACGCGUUUCGCCGCGCGGAGAGGGUGUUCAUGCACCAGCGCGUGUACGACCCUGCGCAGGAGUGCUUGGUCUACCUGACUCCGCUCCCCGAGGACGAGGUGCAGAGCUGCCGGUGGGGCGAGGAAGACGAGGCGUAUGUCGGAGCGUGA